CGAGACCCGACGCUGCAUUCGCUAAAAAAAAAAAGCAGCCCGACCCUGCAGCGAGGCGAGGCGAGGCGUUGGUCGCUGCCGGACCUAAGGGUCGUCGCCUGCCGGAACGGCCCCCGCGCGCCAUGGACGGAGAGCAAGGGCAUCAGCGACCGGUGUCCAGCAAGAACCUCAUAAAGAUCCCGUCCUACCAGGAGGUCUUCGGCAAUGGAGUCUCCUCCUCCUCCUCCUCCUCCUCGAAGCCUCCCUCCUACAAUCCUACUCUCCCCAGCGCCGCCGUCGGCUCUUCGUCUGCGUCGUCGUCGUUCUCCGAGGCCUUCUCCUUCCUCAAGUCAUCCGAGUUUUACUCCCCUCCCCCGCCGCCUCCCCAUCCAUCUACCGCCCCAAGGCCGCCUCUGGCUGGCCCCUCCAGGCCGGCGGUACAGAGCAAGAACACCAUUCUCGUGAGCAAUAGACAGAAAGGGAACCCCUUGCUGAAGCACAUCAGGAAUGCGAGGUGGUCGUUUGCGGACAUUGUGCCGGACUACGUGAUUGGGCAAUCGUCAUGUGCACUGUACAUAAGUCUUCGGUAUCAUCUUCUACACCCAGACUACUUGUAUUAUCGGAUAAGAGAGCUGCAGAAGGAUUUUAAACUCCGUGUCAUCUUGUGCCAUAUUGAUAUUGAAGAUGUGGUAAAGCCUUUACAUGAAGUUACAAGGACAUCACUGCUACAUGAUUGCACCCUUCUGUGUGGCUGGAGUCUGGAGGAAUGUGGCCGGUACUUGGAGACUAUUAAAGUGUUUGAAAACAAGCCAGCUGACAGCAUUCGUGAGCACACGGAUAAUGACUACCUAUCUCGGUUGACACAUGCUCUUACAUCUAUUCGGCGUGUUAACAAAACAGAUGUUGUCACACUUGGUUCAACUUUUGGGUCACUUUCUCGAAUUAUGGAUUCUUCAAUGGAAGAACUGGCUCGUUGUCCAGGAAUUGGUGAGCGGAAGGUGAAGAGAAUUUAUGAUACUUUUCACGAGCCAUUCAAACGAGUUACACCCCGCCCGAACCUUCUAGUACCUCUCACUCCUGACGAAAAAAAAGUGUCCGGUCAGCCUUCAUCAACCAAUGUGGGCAUGCCAGAUCCAGGAGCGGAAAAUCUAGGCGCAUCCAAUAACAAGACAGGCCCCGACGUGAAAUCAGCCCUUACUGCUGCCUUCGCAAAGUACUCGGAAAAGAUCCGCAGGCAGGGCCGUGAUGCAGCACAUGGAGCGGGGGAAGGCAGUAGCAGCUCAACCAUGGAAGGUGGCAAGACGAAACAAAUAGAUUAGUAGUAGGAUGUAGCUAUGCGGUAGUGGAAAUGGCUAGCUCAGAUGUACAACUGUUGUUGUAGUUGCAAAAUUUGCCUCCUCUGUUUACUCGGAAACACGGGUGCAUUUUGCUUGCCCCUUCCUGAAGGUCUCUCAGCACAUUUAAGCUGAUAUUUCUUUCUGUUAAUGUGUUCCGUUCUGUAGAUCUUUCUGAGCCAAUCAAAGUGUAUAGACUUGCAUUUGCUUAUGUCGCUUGUUUCUUUUUUUCGAAA
Molecule: messenger RNA, 1549 nt
Organism: Brachypodium distachyon (stiff brome)
Lineage: Eukaryota; Viridiplantae; Streptophyta; Magnoliopsida; Poales; Poaceae
Product: DNA excision repair protein ERCC-1
Exons: 9
Coding region: 123-1298 (391 amino acids)
Biological process (GO): mitotic recombination; meiotic mismatch repair; UV-damage excision repair
Cellular component (GO): ERCC4-ERCC1 complex; nucleotide-excision repair factor 1 complex; nucleus
Molecular function (GO): damaged DNA binding; single-stranded DNA binding
Source: RefSeq, a predicted model, not a curated record